Molecule: messenger RNA, 1555 nt
Organism: Daldinia decipiens
Lineage: Eukaryota; Fungi; Ascomycota; Sordariomycetes; Xylariales; Hypoxylaceae
Product: PQ-loop-domain-containing protein
Exons: 2
Coding region: 300-1376 (358 amino acids)
Biological process (GO): basic amino acid transmembrane export from vacuole
Cellular component (GO): fungal-type vacuole membrane
Source: RefSeq, a predicted model, not a curated record
GCUAGCUUGGAAACAGAAACUUUUCUUGUCUUGUUCCGGGGGCCGCUAUGGCGCAACGUCCCAUUUCCGUCAAUAUUGAAAAUUCCUUUCGCGAACAACUUCUUUCUGGCCGUAACUUGUAAUUGUAUUCAUAAUUCUUCAUAAUUCAUAAUUGAAUAUCAUACUUUACUCUCCAAGCUUACGCGUGCUAACCUAGUAUAUUAUCUUCAUUGACACCUUUUCUACGUGCCAUUGGAGCUUUGGUUACCCCUAACGCCGGUCUUAUUACACAGCUAUUGUCCCCUGAACUUGCGCUACAGAUGGCUCCUCCUACGGGGCCUCUGAACCUCGAUGUCGAAGCGAUAUCAGGUAUCUGCGGCUCUAUCUCGAUUGCGGCAUGGGUCGUGGUCUUCUCCCCCCAGAUCAUAGAAAAUUUCCGACGAGGUUCCACCGAUGGAUUGUCCGUUCCCUUUAUCAUCCUCUGGCUGCUUGGUGAUGUCUUCAAUAUACUCGGUGCCAUACUUCAAGGCGUACUACCGACAAUGCUCAUCCUAGCAAUUUACUACACGAUAGCCGAUUUCGUUCUUUUAGCGCAAUGCUUCUAUUACAAGGGUUUUACGUGGAAGGACGAAAUCCCGUCAUCCCAGCCGAAACCGCCGAACGUCGUAGCUGUCGGUGAGCCUACUGAGAGAACAGGAUUGUUAAAUGGCCACUUUAAUGAAAGGGAAAGAAGAGGAAGCGGGUGGUCUCAUCUGAAUCCGACUGUGCCAAUGGUGUCGGAGGCUCCGAUCACGCCCCCUCCCCCGCCUACGAGACUACAGUCAGUAAUAUGGAAUUUGGUGGCUGUCCUCAUGGUCUGCGUAGCGGGCGUGGUUGGAUGGCUAUCGAGCAGACAGUAUUCAAAUAGUCAACCCGAUUCAUCCGCGGACGAGGGUCUCCCUUCAUUCGAUCUUUGGGGCCAGAUCUUCGGUUGGCUAUGUGCUCUUCUCUACCUUGGGUCGAGACUCCCUCAAUUGCUGCUUAAUUGGCGUCGCAAAUCAACCGAUGGUGUAAGCAUCCUAUUCUUCCUCUUCGCUUGCCUGGGAAAUUUGACCUAUGUCCUUUCGAUAUUCGCCUACGAGCCUCACUGUGCCAAAUCACAAUGCCAGCCUGGCGAGGUAGAGCGGAUAUAUGGGAGAUACAUACUUGUCAACUCCAGUUGGUUAGCUGGUAGCUUAGGGACGUUGCUCUUAGACCUGGGCAUAUUCGCUCAGUUUUUCAUCUACAGUAAGGAUGAGUUAGCGGAUGAAGAAGAGGCAAUCGAAGACGAUGAUGAAGAUCCCAUUGCUGACGAACAGCAACUCGAUGAUCAACCGCUCCUGCAGCGAACUGGUUCUGGCCUUCCAUAUAUUCCAUAAAUUGGAGCAAAAACAGCACUCCGUACUAAUGAUUGCAUUCAUCGACUUACAAAAUAGACUUGGUACUGGAACGGAAAAUGGGCAAUGGAGUUCGGGGUUACAUUUAUUCUUUCUUCAUCUAAAAGAAAAUUUACAAGUGUGUUGCUAGGCUACUAACAAGACGUUUCAUUCUUAAUACC